GAGGAAAAGGCGGGGAGCCAUAAAGAGCUGCAGCUCUGCUCUUCCAGCCAGUGUGGAGAUGUGGAUGGACUGGCUUUUCUAAUAGCGUCUGAGGUGGACCUCACUGCAAACAUCACCCUGCUUUGUAGUGCCUAACCAUGGACUAUGUGUCUGCUGUCCUGAGUGUGCUCAGCUGUGUGCUUUUGGGUGAUGCUCUCGACAUUGCAGACCUGACCUUAAUAAACCCAGACACCAUAAUAACGUCACCUGAAUCCUCACUCCACUGUGUCAGUAGUGACUGGAAGGCUCCAGGUUCCAUCAGCAUAGGCCCAGAAUUUUCUGUGCCUGACCAACAGACCCUCAAAGUUGUUCAGGACACGACCUAUCAAGCGGCUUCCAAGAUCACAUGGGAAACGCAAAACAUCGGCUUUGGAGCAUUCUACUGUAGGGUGAAAAACGUUGACCCCAUCGAGAAAGUCUACACACUGAAGAUGUCAAAUGAAGCUGCCUUCCAUCCAGAAUCAUUAACUAUCACUGCCAGCAUUAACGAAAACGUCAACAUUUCUUUCAUACGCAAAAUCGUUGUGGCAGAAGAUGCAGUCAUUUUUAAAAACUGGUGCUUCAUCCACUCUGUCCCAAAGUCCGAAGUCCCAGAAGGUGUCCUGCACUCCAUCAGAGCCGUGAAGACUGAAGACGCAGGCCUGUAUACGGCCAGAUACAUUGCGGGGACCAACGCGUCAUCUGCUAUCACCAGGCUGAUAGUAAGAAAGUGUCCAGCUGGUAUGUGGGGACACGACUGUUCACAGUCUUGUCCACAGUGCCAGAACGGAGGUGUGUGUCAUGACGAAACAGGCCACUGCAUUUGUCCCCCCGGGUUCAAAGGUUGUACCUGUGAGACAGUUUGUGGGAGCGGCAGGUUCGGGAGAACCUGCAAGGAGAGCUGUGAGGACGGCAGCUGUCGCGCGGUGGUCUUCUGCCUCCAGGACCCGUACGGCUGCUCCUGCGCCGCCGGCUGGAGAGGCCUGAACUGCAGCGAAGCCUGUCCUGGCGGUUUUUACGGCGCUGGCUGCAAACUGCGAUGUGCCUGCGGGGACCGCGGCUCGUGCGACCGCUUCCGCGGCUGCAUCUGUGCUGGACGACAUGGGGCUCGCUGUGAGAACAAGGAUGAAGCCCCAGUUGUGGUUAGCAGGCCUAGAGACACCGAGCUGAACUCGGAGGUGACGUACACAGCCAACUGCACAGCUGCUGGAGCUCCUGCUCCCCUACAUGGGGAGAUCAUCCUGCUGAAGCCGAAUGGAACUGCUGUAUAUGCAAUAGACAGUGAAACCUUAAACAACCAAACCACUUCCCAGUUCAGAGUGGAGAAGAUCUCAUUGCAGGACCAUGGGGUCUGGCUCUGCCAGGUGACGACGAGAUCGGGACGGCAGGAAAGGCCUUUUAAUGUCAGCGUUAAAGACCCCCCACUUCCAUCUGGAGUAAAACUAGUUCCAGAGAGCCAGACCUCACUGAGCCUGUCAUGGGAGAGGAUGGAAGAGUUGGCUAAGGAGGAAUGGACUUAUCGAGUAGUUUGCCAUGAGAGCGCGGAGCCGGCAAGCAAUAAAACGUAUCAUUUACUGUGGAACUCCACUGGCGUUCAGCUCACACACCUGAAGCCCAGGCAAAAAUAUGAGUGCGGAGUGUGUGUGAUGGCAGGUGGAAGAUGCCGGUACAGCCAGAUGCAGCCGGUGGCGGCAUGGACCCUCAGCAAUGAUCUUCCACCUCCACCUUAUGGUGUUGAGGCAUGCAACGUCACAGACUCUUCAGCCACCAUCAAAUGGAACUUGAGAGAAGGGAACUCCAUCUGUAAGGUCAGCAUUCGCUUCCAGGUGGCCGACCUGCUUGCUAUCUCUCAGAUGGCCGAGAUAAACGUGCAAGACCUUCCAGCUCUGCAGUUCCAGUUCACGGGCCUCAAGGCCAACACGUCAUAUCUGGUGGAGAUUUGGGUCAAGAACAAUAUUGGGGAGAGCCACGAUAAUCCGCGGAUCCAGCUCAAGACCUUACUAGAAAAUGCUUCUGGGCUCUACAUGUUCGGCAGCGCCAGCAACAUGCUCUUCUUUGCCAUCUUGGGCUCCGCUGGGAUGACGUGCAUCACCAUACUGUUAGCCUUCUGCAUCGUGUUACAGCUGAAGAGAGCCAGUUUCCAGCGUAGGAUGGUGCAGGCCUUCCAGAACAUUGUGCGAGAGGAGCCUGUGGUUCAGUUCAGCUCCGGGUCUCUCACCAUGACAAAGAAGACCAAGAAGCAGCCAGAGCCUGUACCCUACCCAGCGCUCCAGUGGAACGACAUUAAGUUUCAGGACGUCAUUGGUGAGGGAAACUUUGGCCAAGUGUUGAAGGCACGGAUUAAAAAGGACGGGCUAAGGAUGGACGCUGCAAUCAAGAGAAUGAAAGAAUAUGCCUCAAAAGACGACCACAGGGACUUUGCAGGAGAGCUGGAAGUGCUUUGCAAGCUUGGCCACCAUCCAAACAUUAUCAAUUUGUUGGGUGCUUGUGAGCACAGAGGUUAUCUGUACCUGGCCAUUGAGUACGCUCCUCAUGGAAACCUGCUGGACUUCCUGCGGAAAAGCCGAGUAUUGGAGACAGACCCGGCCUUUGCCAUCGCCAACAGCACCGCCUCCACCCUCUCCUCGCAGCAGCUGCUGCACUUCGCUGCGGACGUGGCGCGAGGCAUGGACUACCUGAGCCAGAAGCAGUUUAUCCACAGAGAUCUCGCAGCCAGAAACAUCCUAAUGGGGGAAAAUUUUGUGGCAAAGAUAGCAGACUUUGGACUCUCCAGAGGUCAGGAGGUGUAUGUGAAGAAGACCAUGGGGCGCCUGCCUGUGAGGUGGAUGGCGAUUGAGUCCUUAAACUACAGUGUCUACACCACAAACAGCGACGUGUGGUCCUACGGCGUGUUCCUCUGGGAGGUUGUCAGCUUAGGAGGUACGCCGUAUUGUGGGAUGAGCUGUGCCGAGCUGUACGAAAAGCUCCCCCAAGGUUACAGGCUGGAGAAACCCCUCAACUGCGAUGACGAAGUAUAUGACCUAAUGAGGCAGUGCUGGAGAGAGAAACCUUACGAGAGGCCCUCCUUUGCCCAGAUUCUGGUGUCUCUGAGCAGGAUGCUUGAAGAGAGAAAGACCUAUGUGAACACCACCUUGUAUGAGAAGUUCACCUACGCCGGCAUUGACUGUUCUGCAGAAGAAGCAGGAUAAUACUUUCGGUUUGUUUUUUAAAGUGUCCAUAAGAUGUGUAACACGCUGUAUGCAGUUUUAGUAAAAUAUCCCUAAGACGUGUAACGCACUGUACCCUAUUUCAGCGAAAUAUGCAUAGACAUGACAUGCUGUACACAGUUUUAGUAAUCCCUAUUUGGGAAUUCAUAGACUACUGUUUUACACACGUUGUGUAUUUCAAUCGAUGGACUAACGUGGGAAACACAAUCAAGCUUUAUUCCCUGAAUUUAUAUGUGGUGCACAUGUUUGUUUCAUGGCACGGCCCUGAGGGUGAAAUGCUGGUCCUCAGUGAUGGAAUCGACAGUCAUCAGCAUCACUUUGGUGUAAAUAAAGUCUUUAUCGUGA
Messenger RNA from Brienomyrus brachyistius, 3569 nucleotides. It is a transcript of the gene tek, whose product is annotated as TEK tyrosine kinase, endothelial. Gene Ontology annotation, biological process: endothelial cell proliferation; multicellular organism development; positive regulation of MAPK cascade. NCBI's taxonomy places the organism in Eukaryota, Metazoa, Chordata, Actinopteri, Osteoglossiformes, Mormyridae. Gene Ontology annotation, molecular function: protein binding; transmembrane receptor protein tyrosine kinase activity; ATP binding. The transcript has 21 exons. Bases 138 to 3206 code for a protein of 1022 amino acids. Gene Ontology annotation, cellular component: signaling receptor complex; plasma membrane. The record is from RefSeq and is a predicted model, not a curated record.